AUGUCGUCUUCUACCCAAGAGGAGAGACUUGCGACCCGUCAGUCCCUCGGUAAGACCUGCGUCCGCCGCCCACCAUCCGCGAUUCCACCGAGGAUUCCCGCCCGCAAACCACCGUCCAAAGAACCACUUUGGCAGAUUCCAAUUUCCGGCUCCUGCGAUACACAUGGAUUUGAUGCAUGCGGUUCAGUCAUUAAUGACUCGGCGUCCAAUUUAAUCCCCGAGCGUCAGGCCCUCCGUGAUCUCGGAGCAACUUGCGAAGAGGCCCCCCGGUAUGCCCCUUACGGGCUGGGGGCUGGCCACGAUCAAAACCGAGACGCUGAUUGGAUUUCAGCACCAGGCUCCAUCGAGUUGCCGAUCAUGAUUGGCUCCGAUGCGCCGCCGGCUGGGGCGGUAGAGCGGCGCUUCGGCGGCCUGAUUUGUCUCCGUCGGUAUUGGCGAUCCAAAGUUACUUCAAACAGCGAAAAAGCCGACCUGCACAAAAAAAGAGCGGGCCUCGCUCUUUCGAACUCGCCAACCCUCUCCCCUCUACCGUGCCAGCACCUCGAGACAUUCGAGAUGGCAGACAGCGGCAAGUUGCUGGAGGCCCCAGCCGCUCACCCGCGGGUGGCGCCCGUAUCGACACCUGCGAAGUCCAAGUCGAAGAAAGUGCAUUACCCAUUUUGGUUUGGGGGUUCGGCGUCAUGCUUCGCUGCUGGCGUGACGCACCCAUUAGAUCUGGUCAAGGUUCGGUUACAAACGCGCGCACCCGAUGCUCCGAAGACGAUGGUGGGCACGUUUGGUCAUAUCUUGAGGAAUAAUGGCUUUUUGGGAUUAUACAAUGGUCUCUCUGCCGCUCUUCUACGUCAAAUCACCUAUUCGACGACAAGAUUUGGUAUCUACGAAGAACUCAAAUCCCGCUUCGCCACACCCUCUCCGGACUCUUCCUCUACCUCGCCCGGUUUCUUUACUCUGCUUGGCAUUGCCUGUGCCUCGGGCCUCAUUGGUGGGUUUGUCGGUAACCCUGCCGAUGUGCUCAACGUGCGAAUGCAGUCAGACGCCGCUCUGCCUCCUGCACAGCGUCGUAACUACCGCCAUGCCUUCCACGGCUUGGUGCAAAUGACCAAAACCGAAGGGGUUACCUCACUUUUCCGCGGUGUUUGGCCGAACUCGACACGUGCGAUCCUCAUGACGGCCUCGCAAUUGACCUCGUACGAUAUCUUCAAGCGCAUGUGUAUUGAACAGAUUGGCAUGGGCGACAACGUUGGCACUCACUUCACUGCCUCUUUCAUGGCUGGCUUUGUCGCUACCACCGUUUGCAGCCCCGUCGACGUGAUCAAGACCCGUAUUAUGAGUGCAUCCCCGGCCGAGAGCCGUGGCCACAGCAUCGCUGGCCUGUUGCGGGAUAUCUGCCGCAAGGAGGGUCUUGCUUGGACUUUCCGUGGUUGGGUACCCAGCUUCAUUCGUCUGGGUCCUCACACCAUCGCCACCUUCCUCUUUCUUGAGGAGCACAAGAAGCUCUAUCGGAAACUGAAGGGUAUCUAA
Messenger RNA from Penicillium canariense, 1521 nucleotides. RefSeq lists its product as uncharacterized. Bases 1 to 1521 code for a protein of 506 amino acids. Gene Ontology annotation, molecular function: thiosulfate transmembrane transporter activity; succinate transmembrane transporter activity; oxaloacetate transmembrane transporter activity. Gene Ontology annotation, biological process: oxaloacetate transport; succinate transmembrane transport; thiosulfate transport. The record is from RefSeq and is a predicted model, not a curated record. The transcript has 4 exons. NCBI's taxonomy places the organism in Eukaryota, Fungi, Ascomycota, Eurotiomycetes, Eurotiales, Aspergillaceae.